AAUCACGUGUUGCUAGUCCGUUUUUUAAAGAUUUUUUUUCAAAAGAACUUGUUAGCCUAAUUUUAUUUCAUUUGAACCCAGAUCGCUCGCAUGUUUAAUGUGCAUGCGAUUUGUGUGUGUGUGUGGCUUGUUUUGAUCUGCUUUUGGUUCUGUCCGAAGAGUUUGUUUAUUAAAAACAAGUGUGGACGUUGACUGGGUUAAAUCAUUUACACACUCACACACACCUCACCCCGAUUACACGGAGCUGAGUUAGUUAAGGCUUGUGACGCGCAGGGCGGGCGAGGCAAAAAAAAAAUGCGAGACUGAUUCGGUUUCACUGGGAGGAGUGAAUGCGAGGGAGGGAGAGAAGGAGAGAGAGAGGGUGGAAGAGAAAGAGAGAGAGGGGGUGGAAGAGAAACAGAGAGAAAGCGAGCGGACAGCGCCAAGCACAGAGAGAGAAAAAAAAACAAGCAAAACUCCCAGACCCAAUGCUGCAGGCUUUCGCUUUGCUGCUGACCCACUCUCUCGCCGAGCUGGCAGCGCACUUGUUGACGCCGAUGGCUCGGCCGCUCGCCCCCUCCCUUCGCGGCUUGCUGCUCCUGCUGCCCCUGCUCGUCGCCCUGUACCCGGUCCCCGGCUGCGUGGCGCAGGGCUCGGUGAAGUUCACCUUCCGGGAGGAGCAGCCGCCCAACACGCUGAUCGGUAACCCGGGCGAGACACUGGGUCUGGAGCGAGAGAACCGGUUAUUCAAGUUGGAAAUGGGCCAGCCUUACCUCCGGGUGGACGAGACGGGAGGCAACCUGUACACCACCGAGACCCCCAUCGACCGCGAGCAGAUGAUGUGCGAGAGCCCCACCGAGUGCCAGCUCGAGUUCGAGAUCUCGGUCACCGACACCAUGUACAAUGCUGCCACAGUGCUCGUGGAAGGCAAGAUUUCGGUGCAGGACAUUAACGACAACACUCCCACGUUCAGCUCCCCGGUCAUCUCCAUCUCCAUUCCGGAACACACACCUCCGGGAACUCUGGUCAAUAUCCCCACGGCCAGCGACCGCGACGCCGGCACUAACGGAGUCGCCGGCUACGAACUGUUAGGCAACGAGGGACAGGGUCUGUUUAGCCUACAGGUGGCCGAGGAACAUGGCGAAAAGUUGCCUCAGCUGAUCGUCACCGGCUCGCUGGACAGGGAGCAACGCGACACUUACGAUUUGACUGUGCGGGUGGUAGACGGGGGUCAGCCCCCCCGGAGCAGUACCUCGGUGUUGCGGGUCACCGUGCUGGACAUUAACGACAACGCGCCCCGCUUCGAAAGGUACGCCUACCAAGGCACGGUGGAGGAGAACAGCCCCGCCGGUACCUCCAUCCUGCAGGUGAGAGCUACCGAUAUUGACAUGGGAGAGAACUCCCACAUCGAGUACACGUUCGCCCAGGCGGCGGAUAAUGCCCGCCGCCUACUCCGCCUGGACAAGAACACCGGCUGGAUCACGGUGCAGGGACCGGUGGACCGCGAGCAGUUCAGCCAAUUCAGGUUCUACGUGCACGCCCGCGACAAGGGCCCCAUACCCAAACAGGACAGGGCGUCGGUGGUGAUCACGGUGCGGGACACGAACGAUAACGCGCCAGCGAUCGACAUCCGAGGCAUCGGUCUGGUCACUCAUCGGGACGGCGUGGCCAGCAUUGACGAGGACGCGACGGUCGACUCCGCCGUGGCCCUCGUCCAAGUGUCGGACCGCGACGAGGGGGAGAACGCGGCGGUGACUUGUAUAGUGGCCGGGGACGUCCCUUUCCAGCUGAAACCCGCCAGUGAGUCGAGCAGCGAGAAGAAGAAGAAGUUCUUCCUGCAGACCACCACCGCCCUUGACUACGAGAAGGUGCGCGAGUACCUGAUCCAGAUCGUGGCGGUGGAUUCGGGCAACCCCCCUCUUUCCAGCACCAACACUCUGAAGGUAAAGGUGGUGGAUGUGAAUGACAACGCGCCCAGCUUCGCGCAGAGCCGCAUGCAGGUGGGGAUCUUGGAAAAUAACCGGCCCCCGACCUCGCUGCUGCGUGUGGAGGCCACGGACGCCGACAGCGGAAGCAAUGCCGAGCUACUCUACUCCCUAUAUCCCGACCCGACCAUCCAGAACUUGUUCCAGAUUAACCCGGACACGGGCGAGGUGAGAGCCAUCUCGGUGCUGGACCGCGAGCUGAGGGAGCGCUACGAGUUCAAAGUCGCCGCCGCCGACAAGGGGACCCCUAGUCUGAAGGGGACGGCCACCGUUGUGGUCAAUGUGCUGGACGAGAACGACAACGACCCCCGGUUCAUGCUUAACGCCUACAACUUUUCGGUGCGGGAGAACCUGCCCCCGUCCAGUCCAGUGGGCAUGGUGACGGUGACGGACCUGGACAAGGAGGCGAAUGCGCGGUUCACCCUGUCCGUAGAACCAGAUAAUGGCGAGUUUGAGAUCCAGAACGGCACGGGUACCAUACUCUCUCGGGUCUCCUUCGACCGGGAGCGCCAGAGCACCUACACUUUCCAGCUGAAGGCAAUAGACGGCGGAACGCCCCCCAGGUCAGCCUAUGUCAGUGUUAUCAUUAAUGUUUUGGAUGAAAACGACAACACACCCUUCAUCACCCAACCAUCCAAUUCCUCCUUCCAACACAUCAGUCCUCUCACCCCCAUUGGCACACUAGUGGAACGAGUCAAAGCCGAAGACAUGGACAUUGGCCCCAAUGCCAACUUGACUUAUGAGAUCGUUGGAGGUAACCCCUUUGACCUGUUCCGCAUCUCCGCUGUCGGGAACGUGACCCUGGAGAAGGAACUCAUGCGCAGGCACUACGGGUUGCACCGCCUUGUGGUCCAGGUGAGGGAUGGGGGCACGCCAGCCCGCUUCGCCACCGCUUUGGUUCACUUGUAUGUCAACGACACCAUGGCCAACAUUAGCCUGGUGGAAGCCCUGGUGGGCCACAGCCUCAACACCCCGUUGAACGUAGACAUCGCCGGAGACCCCGAGUACGAGAAGAGCAAGCAACGGAGCAACGUCCUGUUCGGAGUGAUCGCUGGGAUUAUCGCAGUCACGCUGGUGAUCGUGGUGGUGGUCCUGAUCCGCUACUGCAGGCAGAAGGAAGCCAAGAGUGGAUACCAGGCCGGCAAAAAGGAAACCAAGGAUUUGUACACACCCAAACAGACCAGUAAAAACACCAAGCACAAAGUUAAGAAAAGCAAACCGUCCAAACCCUCCAAACCUCUGGACGUCGAGGAGAGCGGCGCCCAGAGGGGAUUACAAUUCAACCUGAUCAACGAAUCGAGCACUGACAGUCCACGGAUUCACCUGCCACUGAACUGUAACCCGGGUAGCCCCGACCUAGGGAGACACUACAGGUCGAACUCUCCUCUCCCUUCCAUCCAGCUGCACCCGCAGUCCCCGACUGCGGGGAAAAAGCACCAAGUCGUGCAAGACCUGCCCGCAGCCAACACCUUCGUCGGGACUGGGGACAGCAACUCUACUGGCUCGGACCAGUACUCAGAUUACAGCUACAAGACCAAUCCGCCCAAGUACAACAAACAGAUGCUGCCUGAUCUGCUGAGUUCAUCCAGCAUUUUGAUUAUUGCUCCAGAGUCCAGCAUCCAUCGUCUCUAGUGAGAUCCUCAUUAUCUUUUGUGAAGACCUCCACCAUCAGAGAGGAGGUACGGGAGCAUGAAGACUCACACUCAACGAUUUAGGAACAGCUUCUUCCCUGCAGCCAUCAGAUUUCUGAAUGGACAAUGAACCGAUGAACACUAACUCACUGCUUUGCUUUCUUUUUUCACUAUUUAUUUAAUCUUUAAUUUCUUAUUGUAAGCUAUAGUCAUAUUUUCUAUGUAUUGCAGUGCAGUGCUGCUAAAAAGCAAAAAAAAAAUCACAACAUUUACAGUAUUGUCUAAAAGUCUUUGGCACAUAUGUAUAGCCAGGGUGUCUAGGACUUUUGCACAGUGCUGUAGUAAUUUUAUGUAUUGCACUGCACUUCUGCCACAAAAAAAACAAAUUUCAUGACACGAGUGAGUGAUGAUUAAUCUGGUUCUGAUAUGGGUCUUCAUUGUCGACUGAGAUUGGGAAGGGGAGCAAGGAGAGGGGAAUCAUGGUUGGGAAAAGAAGAAGGGAGAGGGGACGGAGCAGGAAGCACCAGAGAGACAAUCUGUCAUAACCAAUAAUCCAAUUGCUUGGAAUCAAAUGAACUUGCCUGAUGUCUCAGGGUUGGGUGGGUCUGUACUCAUGCCACUCACUACCACCCCUCCACCUCACCCCGAGCCUGGCACUCUUUCUCUGCCGCCUGUUCCAGUCCCCACCUGCGGCGCUCCAGCCACAUCAUUCCGAACAUCCUCGGCUCCCACCAGACUUAUAAGCUGUUGCGCCACUCCACGUCAACAAGCACACGGUACUGUGCCAAAGUCUUAGUCACCAUAGCUCUAUAAUAUGCACUUAAGACUUUUGCAGAGUACUGUAUUUAACACAAGAAACUCUGCAGGUCCUGGAAAUCCAGAGCAACUUACACAAAAUACUGGAGGAACUCAGCAGGUCAGGAGAGCAGAAAUAUAUGGAAACGAAUAAAGAAGAGUCAACAUUUUGGGCCGAGACACUUCAUCAGGACUGAUGCUGCGAUAGAUGCUGCCUGACCUGCUGAGUUUCUCAGGCAUUUUUGUGUUUGUUAUUCUUUUUGCAGCAAUGGCUCUAUAAAUUGCUGAAUAGACAAAUCUGAGUUACAUAAAAUUAAAAGUAUUGCACAACACAAAUAGCAUAUCAAUAUCAUAAACAGGAAAAAUUCUGCAGAUGUUGGAAAUCCAGAGCAACACACACAAAUUGCUGGAGGAACUCAGCAGGUCAGGCAGCAUCUAAGUCAAUGUUUUGGGUAAAGAUCCUUCUUCAGGACUGGAAAGGAAGGGGGAAGAUGCUAAACUAAAAAGAUGAGGGGAGGGGUAGGAGAAAAGUGAAGUCAGGUGUGUAGGAAAGAUGAAGGGCUGGAGAGGAAGGAAUCUGAUAGGACAGCAGAGUGGACCAUAGGAGAGAGGGAAGGAGGAGGGAAUCGGCAUUUUGGCAUUUGAGGAGGCCAUGAACUGACAUGUUGGAGCGGGAAUAAUCGUAAUUAACAUAAUUGCAGGGAAAUAUAGUCUGAGGUAGAAUUAGGGAUUCACAGCGCAUAGAUUAAUAAAAGACUGAACACACUGUUGCUAUCCAGGUUUUUUUUUACAGAAAUUAAAAGCAAAAAUUAAAUUACUAGUGCAGCAGGUAAAAAUUCAUUUAUGAAAGCCCCUGUUAUUAGGUGAACAAAUGAAUUCCCAAACCUAAGUGCUCUGGUGGAAUGAAAAUCCUUUCUACAUGUUCCAACAUGUCUUGGAGUGUUCAGCUCCUUAUUUCCCAGCACAUAUUAAGCUAUGGAACUGCUCUUCAGCUUUACCGCCAGAGUGGGGUUAUUGAAGGUGCCAAGCUGUCGAAGCUUUGCACAACAUUUCCCUCACGUCAAUAACCACUGUCUGCACCGAUGGCCAAUGUUAAGCAGGCAUGGGCCAGUAUAUCUCUCUCUGUCCAGAUGCAAAGAGCCCUGCAAUAUUGCACUGCUUGGCAUCUUGAUAUAUACAGUCUGAUGGGAUGUACGGAGAACAAGGACUUGCUAAAGUUAUAGAGACAAGCAGCAUGGAAACAGGCCAUUCAACCCAUUCACAUUAAUCCGUUUUUUUAUUCUCUCCAAAUUCUCAUUAACAUCUCCAUCUUCUCAUUGCUACCAUCAGAAAGGAAGUUCAGAUGCCUUGGGACCCGCACUAGCAGGUUCAGGAACAGGAACACUUCAACCAUCAGGCUGCUGGGUUAUCUUCACCCAUCAUAACUCUAAACUGAUUACACAACCUAUGAACUCACUUUCGAGGACUCUGCAACUCAAGUUUUCCAUAGUUGCUUCUUCUUAUUAUUUCCUUUUUGUAAUUGCACAAUUUGUCAUCUUUUGUAUAUUGGCAUUAUAGUCAUUGUGUGCAGUUUUUUUUAUUGAUUCUAUUGUGUUUCUUUGUAUUUACUGUGAAUACCUACAAAAGAAUGAAUUUUAGGAUUGUACAGUAUAUGGUGACGUAUAUGUACUUAUAUGAUAAAUUUACUUUGAACUUUGAACUCCAGCUAGAUUGUACAAAGGCUAAUUUAGAAUUGACAAUUAACAUACCAACCAGCACAUUUCUGGGAUUUUGGAGAAAACUGGAUCACAUGGAUGAAACUCACGCAGUCACAGGGGGUAACAUGCAAUCUCUGCACAUGCAGCAUUGGAGGUCUGGAUUGAACCCAGAUUUCUACAGGUGUGGAGCAGAGGCUGUACAAGUUAUGGCGAUGUUACACAAAAUAACCCUUGUUAGCUGGCUAUUGAAGGCUAUGGAAUAUGCUUGGUGGGAUUUUCUGGGAUUUUCAAGGUCUGAAUUUCUUUCCCAGAUGUCAGGGGGAAAAAAAAACUGAACCUGCAUUUGUGUAGCAAUGUUCAAAAUCCCUCAGUUCCAAGGUUUCAGGAUGUGAUAAAGAGCCUCAGUCCAAAAUGUCAACGGUUUAUUCCUUUCCAUAGAUGCUUCCUGACCUAAUGAGAUAGAUCCUCCAGCAUUUUGUGUGAGCCGGUAAUUCACUUUUGUGUUGUGCUGUCCCUGCAAUGCACCGAAUUUAAAAAAGCCAUUUUCAAUCUUAUCUAAUCACUAUCCGAACAAAAUUUCCUUUCUAGUCUGUUGUGUGAUGCAUGCCAGGAUUUGCCUUUGAAUAUUGAUAUUUUGCCCAGCUUUCUCAAUCCACAUCUUUGCUGACACAUAUAAAUUAUGGUGUGGUUCUUCUUAAUUAGUUUUCUAUUUAAUGAUCUGGACAUAAUUUCAGUAAUUGCUAUUAUGCAGUGUAAAUAGUUAAUAGUGCCGCACCCUAACCUUACUGUUUGCAGUCGCUGAGCAUUAUAGAUUAAUAAUGUGUCCAUGUCUCGGUAAACAUCGAUCUCCAUUGAGUGUAUUUGCAUGUGCAUCUGUGUGUUUGUAUGCGUGUGUCUGAGUGAGUCCAAAAGUGUGCAUCUGUUUCAUGUGUAUAUCUGUAUGUGUUUGUGCGUGCAUGUGAGAGUAACUGCCUGAACGUCUAUGUGUGUGCAAGAAAAAGAGAGAGAGGAGGGAGGGAGACGGAGGGAGGAAGAGGGAGAGGAGGGGAGAGAGAGAGCAUGUAUAGGGGCUGCAUUAGGUGCCUCAUCUUUUUCAGAAUUUCACUGUGGCUGUUCACUGAUUGUAAGUAUAAAGCGGCUGCUGAGGGGAAUGGUGUAAGUUGUCAUUUGAAGACACUCCCUUGUGCAGUUGGAACUAACUGUCGGGGCACCAUUACUGGAGUUGCCCCAUUUUGCCCUGGAGAUAUUGCUUUGAUAAUGAGACCUUUGAAAGUUUAAAUUAACUCUGUUGUGUGACAACUUCAUUAUUGCACAGAAUAUUAUUGAAGAACAAUCCAAGAUUAAAUAAGGGAAAUACAAAUUCUAGUUAGAAGUGUUAUUGUGUGGUAGAAAGAUGUUGUAACACACAACAUACUUACAAGGAGCACUGGCACAAAAAAGCAGCAUCCAUCGUCAAGGACCCCAUGAUUCAGGCCAUGCUCUUUUCUUGCUACAACUAUUGGGCAGGAGGUAGAGCAGCCUUAGGUUCCACACUAUCAGAUUCAGGAACAGUUGUAACCCUACAACCUCCUGAAUCAGGGUAGAUAACUUCACUCACCUCAACACUGAACUGAUUGCACAACCUACAGACUUCUGUUCUCAAAGUUAAUCAUUACUUGCAAAGAAAUUGUUUUCUUUUGCACAUUUUUGUCGGUCUUUUUGUCAGUUUGUCAGUCUUACUUAAGUAUAAUUUUUCAUAUAUUCUAUUGUAUCUCUUUAUUUUUCCUGUAAAUGCCUCUGCAAGCAAAUGAAUUUCUAGGUAACAUAUACAUAAUUUGAUAAUAAAUUUACUUUGACAUUGAUUUUGACAUCUUAUUGACCCAGCCUCCUGAGGCUCUGCUACCGAGGUUAGACCAUUCAACCCCUUGAAAGGGUUCUGUAAGUUACCACACCGAUCUGCACUUCUCCUCAUUAGUCAUGCCAUGGAGCAUCAUGAUUAGCCCAGUGAUAGUGAUUAGCCCUGCGCUUUACAGUACAGGCAACCUGCAUUCAAUGUUUUUCUCCUUUAUUCUGCUCCUUUAUUGUACUAAUUGUUUAAUUUUAUAUAUACGUAUAUCUAUAACACAUUUUUAAUUAAGUAAGUACAUAUGUGUCACCAUAUAUGUCACCUGAGAAUCAUUUUCUUGCAGGCAUACACAGUAAGUCCAAGAAAUACAUAGAAUCAAUGAAAGAACACACCACACCUAUCAGGUUGUACUGAUAACCAAAGUGCAAAAGCCAACAAGCUGUGCAAGUACAAAAGAAAAACAAAUAAUAAUGAAUAAAGAAUAAAUAUCUACAACACGAGCUGAAGUGUCCUUGAAAGUAUGUCCACAGGUUGUGCAACAGUUGAAUCAGAAUCAGAUUUAUUAUCACUGACACGUCGUAAAAUUUGUUACUUUGUGGCAGGCGUCACGAAAAAAUAUGAAUAAUCGUGCAAAAGAGUAAUAGCAAGGUAGUGUUCAUGGGUUCAUGGACUGUUCAGAUAUCUGGUGGUGGUGGAGAAGCAGCUGUUCUUAGAAAGUUGACUGUAGGGCAUACCCUGGGUGGCAAGGGUCUUUCAUAUUGGAUGCUGCCUUCUUCAGGCACCUUUGGAAGGUGUUCUCGAUGGUUGGCGGGCUUGUGCCUGUGAUUGAGCUGGCUGAAGCCUCUUAUGAUCCUGUGCUUUAGUUCCUCAAUACCAGGAGGCGUUACAAUCAUUCAGAAUUUUUGCUGAUAUACUAAUUCUUCUCAGUCUUCUGAUGCAGUAAAACUGGCGGCAUGCCUUCCUUUGUGAUUGCAUUAACACGAUGGGCCCAAUAGACACCAAUAGAAAUCAGGACUCAGUGGUGAGAUUUCUUCUGCUGUUAGAUAUGGCAAUUACUUGACAUAUUUGUCAUAUAUAUGUUACCUUCUACGUACUGCCUCAUGUUGUCUAGGUCUUGCUACAUGCCGCAGCAUUAUACCAUAAAAUUCAGAGCAGACGGACAAGGGUUAGUAUGUUAACACAUCAUCUGAAGGGUGACAUUUCCUUCAGUACAGUGCUGGAAGUUCAUCUAGAAUUAAUAUGCUUCCGUCCUGGAUUGUGGACAACUUGACCCUAUAAACUUCUGAGUAAAUAGAAACAAUUAGAACUGACAAUCAAGGGCCUCAGUUUGCCACUUAGAGAUUUUUAAUUGAGACUUUAGCUCCUGUUAGAGGGAAUUAAGCUUGUAUGUGAAUCAUGUGGACUCCACUUAUCUUUGUUGAGAGUAUUAAAUUUCCUUCAUCCAGGUAAACACAAUAGUCUGCAAAAACAGCAGGGCAUAGAGAUUCUUAGAAAUACUACCAAUAAUUACACCACAUGUGGGAAAGUCUGUGCUUUGACAUGCCAGAAGCCCUCAGGAGAGAUUUACUUUCCAGCUCCAUGCCAGCACUCCGAGUGGCUCAACCGCC
This is a messenger RNA of Hypanus sabinus (Atlantic stingray), 9519 nucleotides long. Its product is annotated as protocadherin-1-like. Gene Ontology annotation, biological process: homophilic cell-cell adhesion. Bases 330 to 3596 code for a protein of 1088 amino acids. NCBI's taxonomy places the organism in Eukaryota, Metazoa, Chordata, Chondrichthyes, Myliobatiformes, Dasyatidae. Gene Ontology annotation, cellular component: plasma membrane. The record is from RefSeq and is a predicted model, not a curated record. Gene Ontology annotation, molecular function: calcium ion binding. The transcript is spliced from 3 exons.